GAUUUCUUCGCUCAAACCCUAAUAUCUCUUCAACCUAGUGAAAUUGGAGUCAAGUAUAACAUUUUCUUUUUCCCCCUAAUUCUAGCUAAUUUUUCAAUUUAAUUCAGCGGAAGAUUCCGGCUAUUCUAUACAUGAUAUUUGGGGGGAAUCGCUGCCGGAGGCUCAACAGAGCUGAGCGCUGCCGACGGUGUGAUUCAUGGCGUCCGCUGUUUUAGCGAGCCAGAAUGAGUCGAACUGGGCCCACAUGGGAAAGACGCAGUACGCGAAUCCCAACCUGAAUCCAAACCCUAAAAAGAAGCAGAAGCAAUUCCACCCGUUUCCAGCGAACGGUGCCACCGGUCGCUACCGUAGCAUCAGCAACAACAACAUCGAUUCGCCGGCCGUCACGCAGACAGCGUCAGAUGAUGCAUAUUCUUUCAACCAGGCGCCUGCGGCUGGUAACGCGGGGAAUUACGGUGGCUAUUUGACCUACAAUGUUGCGACGUACACUAAAUCAGAGCUUCUGGAGCUCCGGAAACGCCUCUCUGCUGAACUCGAUCAAAUCCGUGAUUUGCGUGAUCGAAUUGAUUUAGGUCGGUUCAACAUUGGGGAAACCCCAAGAUUUCAGCCGAAAUCAAAGAAAUAUAGUGGCAGUAAACGUCCUGGCCCUGCUAUUAGAUCCGCUCCCAAGAGAUUGGGCGAUGGAUAUGAAAAUGGCAGCUUGGAGACUGUUAAUUUUGGGGUUUUGUUGAAAGAAUGCGAAAAGAUUGUGACUAAAUUGAUCAAAGGCAAAUUCGGCUAUGUUUUCAAAGAUCCGGUGGAUGCAGUGGCUUUUAAGCUUGUCGAUUAUCAUCUGAUUGUGAAGCAUCCAAUGGAUCUCGGCACCGUUAAAGCGAAUCUGGCGAAGAAUUUGUAUCGGUCGCCUGCAGAAUUCGCAGCUGACGUCAGGCUGACUUUUAACAAUGCGUUGCUCUACAACCCUAAAACGGAUCCUGUUCAUGGCAUGACAGAGGAAAUUCUGGCACGGUUCGAGGAGAUGUUCAGGCCUGUACAGGAGAAGUUCAACAGCGUGCUAGAGAAGCUGCCCAAGAAUGAGCCCCACGAGUUCAAAAUCAACAAUGAUUUGUCGUUCAGGGAGGUUGAGGAAUUGCAGGGCAGCUCUUGGAACAGUAAUGGUUGUCAGGCUCUUGCUGCAAAGAAGUCGAAGAGGAAAGGUGGACAUGUUCCUGUUUCCCAUGUUAUGAAGAAGUCUGAUAGAAUGCAAGACCAUUCUACUGCUUCAACACCGCCGAUGAAUCUACAACCAUUAGCACCAGAGCCAGAGCCGUUACCUCCCUCUCCAGUGAGAGCUCCUCCUCUACCUGCGGCUAAGGAGCAGAAACCUGGACGUGUAGUGACACCGAAACAGCCGAAGCCAAGGGCUAAGGAUGUUAAUAAGAGAGAGAUGAGUAUGGACGAGAAGCAGAAACUUGGAUUUGGGUUGCAGAAUUUACCCCAAGAGAAGAUGCCUCAACUUGUACAGAUAAUCAGGAAGAGGGAUGAGCAUUUGGCACAGGAUGGCGAUGAAAUUGAGCUUGAUAUUGAGGCUCUUGAUACGGAGACGCAGUGGGAACUUGAUAGGUUUGUGACCAAUUGGAAGAAGAUGGUGAGCAAGACAAAGCGGCAAGCGUUGAUGAUGAACAACAAUCCAGCUGCUGGAGUUUCUAUUCCCUCCAGUCCUGUUACAGAUGCUGAUCUGGGCGCAUUGAGUGAGAAGAAUGACGAGUGUGGCAAGAAGAUGAAAGAGAAUGAUGAAGAAGAUGUAGAUAUUGAUGAUGAUAUGCCAGCAGCGAGCUUCCCUCCUGUCGAGAUUGAGAUUGAGAAAGAUGGUGUUGUUGGGCGGGAGAAUGAUGGUGUUGUUGGACAGGAGAAUGAUGGUGGAGGCAAUGCCAGCAGUAGCUCGAGCAGUGGCAGCUCAAGUAGUGAUUCAUCAUCCUCGAGUGAUUCUGAUUCAGGGAGUUCCUCUGGUAGUGAGUCCGACGCAGAUGAUGCACAGUCAUGACUUGAUAACUGUUUUGAGCAAAUCUGAAAUGAAUUCAGUGCUACUCUGGUCGGGCAUUUGGGUACUCUCACAAAUUAGCAUAUUUGUUCAUGAGGUUUGUGUUUCUUGCAACGGCGUACUUGUUACUUUGGUAAUUGGUAAUUGGUAAUUGGUAAUUGGUAAUGUACAAGAGCUGAAGGAUAUUUUAUUUGACUUGGCAGAAUGGCAAAUAAGGUUGUUGUUAUAGAUGCCAAUGAUGAAGGAAUGGGAUUAAUGUGUUGGAUUACUCUUCCAUGGGGAAGUGUCAGCUUAAGCUUAGGAAGAAUAGUGGAGUAAUUGUUAAAAGGUUUUAGUUAGUUUGGUUACGUUAAUUUGUCACAGUUUUUGUCCUCCCAGAAAUGCUGGGUAUUUCUACCAAGUAAAAAAAAGCUAUUUGUACA
Salvia splendens (bonfire salvia) is the source of this 2439-nucleotide messenger RNA. Its product is annotated as transcription factor GTE2. The record is from RefSeq and is a predicted model, not a curated record. Gene Ontology annotation, molecular function: protein binding. Lineage: Eukaryota; Viridiplantae; Streptophyta; Magnoliopsida; Lamiales; Lamiaceae. The coding region runs from base 197 to 2020 and encodes 607 amino acids. The transcript has 3 exons.